Penicillium soppii is the source of this 2001-nucleotide messenger RNA. Its product is annotated as Copper amine oxidase N2-terminal. Gene Ontology annotation, molecular function: primary methylamine oxidase activity; copper ion binding; quinone binding. Gene Ontology annotation, biological process: amine metabolic process. The record is from RefSeq and is a predicted model, not a curated record. The transcript is spliced from 3 exons. Lineage: Eukaryota; Fungi; Ascomycota; Eurotiomycetes; Eurotiales; Aspergillaceae. Bases 1 to 2001 code for a protein of 666 amino acids.
AUGGCGAGCCACCCUUUCGACCCAAUCGCACCCGCGGAGAUCCAAUUGGCAGUCUCCAUUCUUCAGUCUGCCUUCCCUGGAGUGAAGCUGCGCUACAAGCGUAUCGACCUCCAGGAACCCGCCAAGCAUGAGGUGAUCCCAUAUCUUGAGGCUGAACGCCUAGGAAAAGUCCGCCCGCACAAACCGGCGCGCUUGUUGAUGGCGCUCUUCCACCGUUUAGACAACGGGUCCUUCUUCAAGGCUCUAAUCAACGCCGACACCAAGACCGUCGUGUCUGCCAAAGAGCUUCCCAAAGAUGUCCAGGGACCAGUGGACGUCGACGAGAUGAUUGAGAUUGAGGAGCUCUGUCUCAGUCACCCAGCAGUGAAGGCUGAAAUUGAAAAACUGAAGCUUCCAGCUGGCCACACCGUCUGCUUGGAUCCGUGGAUCUACGGUACCGACGAUGUCAAAGAAACCCGGCGGCUCUUCCAGUGCUACAUGUAUAUUGUGGCCACGGACCAUCCCCAGAACAACCAGUAUUCGAUCCCGUGCAAGUUCUCCCCUGUCUUUGACGGUAUCACCCGCAAGCUUGUUCGCAUGGACUACUUGCCUGGUGGUGGAGAUGCCCAGACCACCGAGACGCAACCUUGGAAGCCAGUGCUUGCUGUGCAAUAUGCACAUGACUUGCUGGAUGAACCCUUGCGCACAGACCUGAAGCCCUACAUUGUCCAGCAACCGGAAGGGGCAUCUUUCAAUGUCAUUGGAAAUGCAGUCUCGUGGCAGAAGUGGCGCUUCAGAGUGGGUUUCAACAACCGGGAGGGCCUAGUUUUGCACAAUGUGACCUACGAUGGUCGCAACACUUUCUACCGUCUAUCCUUUUCUGAGAUGACAGUGCCUUAUGGCGACCCUCGUGCCCCGUACCAUCGCAAGCAAGCCUUCGAUGUCGGUGACGUCGGCUUCGGUAUCACGGCUAACCAGCUGACUCUCGGCUGCGACUGUCUCGGGCACAUCAAGUAUUUCGAUGGCUACCGCACAGACGCACAGGGAGCACCGAUUCAACUUAAGAAUGUUAUCUGCAUGCACGAGCAGGAUAAUGGCCUACAGCACAAGCACACCAACUACCGCAGUGGUGCGGCAACAGUCGUCCGCAACCGUCAGCUCGUAGUCCAGAUGAUUUGCACCGUCGCCAACUACGAAUACAUCUUCGCCUUCAUUCUCGACCAAGCAGCCAACAUUGAGCUUGAGGUGCGGGCAACCGGCAUCUUAUCGACAGUCCCCUUCGAGAACGAAAACGGCCAGACCGUGCCAUGGGGAACCAACGUCGGACCAGGCGUUAUGGCCCCAUACCACCAGCACUUGUUCUCUAUCCGUAUCGACCCAGCCUUAGACGGCUAUAAAAACACCGUCUACUACGAAGACAGUGUACCCAUGCCCGAGGAUGACAAGAACCCCUGGCUAGUCGGAUACACGACAGAGCAAAAUGUCAUGAAAUCGAGUGGCAGCGCCUUCACAAGCGUUGACCGCCACCGCGUGUUCAAAAUCCGCAACGACUCCAUCAUCAACCCCAUUACCCACCACCCAAUCGCAUACAAAUUGCAAACCUCGCCGAGCCAGAUGCUCCUAGCGCACCCGAACUCAUUCGGCGCAAAGCGCGCUCGUUUCGCAACCCGUCCUAUCUGGGUUACCAAGUACCAGGACGAUGAGCUCUUCGCCGCCGGUGAAUUCACAAACCAGAGCAAGCAGUCUGAUGGUGUAGAGGUUUGGGCUGGGCGUAAUGAUGUAGUCGAAAACGAAGAUGUUGUUCUCUGGCACACAUUCGGUCUGACGCACAACCCACGCAUUGAGGAUUUCCCAGUCAUGCCCAUGGAGAAAGUCAGCGUGAUGCUCAAGCCUGAUGGCUUCUUCACUAAGAACCCUGCCUUGGAUGUGCCGGCGUCUAGCCAGUCGUUCAACAAGUCGACCUUGCACCCCGAGCCUGCUUGCUGUGCUGCUCCCCAGGAGCGAGGACAGGUGAAGUUAUAG